GAGGGCAAAAACUCCAAACGGCACUUACCACCCGAUCUACACGACAUACGGCUGUCGCCGCCUUCACCAUUCAAAUAAUACUGUAGGGUUUUUCUGUCUCCUCACUUAAGCGCCUCAGUCGGCGUCAGUACCGCCCCAUAAACCCCAACCCUCCCGCCCAAUAAGCCUCUUCUCCUUAAACCCCUACACUUCACACUUUCAUUCCUCUGUACUAUUUCAGUACAGAAGGAAAAAAAAAGAAGUCUCUUUGAGAUGAGGAGAACACAAGAGAUAAUCCAAUUCACUAAACAGCCCUACAUUGAAGAUGUUGGUCCUAGAAAAAUAAAAAGCAUUCAAUUUUCUCUAUUCUCAGAGGCGGAAAUUUUGAAGUUAGGAGAAGUUGAAGUCUACCGUGGGGUUUACUAUGAAUCUACUAAAAAGCCUAUUCCUAAUGGCUUGUUAGAUCCCCGCAUGGGGCCUCCAAACAAGAAUGGGGGUUGUGAAACAUGUCACGGGAACUUUAGAGAGUGUCCAGGUCAUUACGGAUACUUGGUGCUUACUCUACCCGUUUAUAAUGUUGGAUAUUUAGGGACGGUGGUGGACCUCUUGAAGUGCAUAUGCAAGUGCUGCUCCUCAAUACUUCUAGAUGACAAGGAGCGUCGAGUCUUUUUGAAGAAGAUGAGAAACCCAAGAACUGAGCCUUUGAUGAAGAGUGAACUACAGAAAAAGGUUGUGAAAAAGUGUACUUCCAUGACAAGUGGCCAGAAGACUGUCACAUGUUCCAAAUGCGGAUACAUGAAUGGUAUGGUGAAAAAGGGCCAGUUAAAAAUCAUCCAUGAACGAGGAAAUCGUUUCUUGGAUGAGUUUAAUGCGGCUAUCUCUCACAAGAUAGAGCUCAAGACAUCUGUUAGUGUACCUCCAGAAAUUGAUCCAAAAGCAGUUUACUCCCUUUUUAAGAAUAUGUCUGAUGAGGAUUGUGAGCUACUCUACCUCAGCGAUAGACCAGAAAAACUUCUUGUCACAAGUAUUCCAGUGCCACCAAUAGCUAUUCGCCCUUCAGUAUUUGUGGAUGGUGGAACACAGAG
This is a messenger RNA of Nicotiana tabacum (common tobacco), 1064 nucleotides long. NCBI's taxonomy places the organism in Eukaryota, Viridiplantae, Streptophyta, Magnoliopsida, Solanales, Solanaceae. The record is from RefSeq and is a predicted model, not a curated record.